CGACCGCCACGGACGAGCGCGGCUUGCCACUGUCUGCGCGGCGCCCAUACGCCACCGCCGCCGCUCUCACAAGUCGUAGAGAGAUAGAGUCGGCUAUCGCGCGUCGACACCCGCUCGCUCCGCGCCAUGAUGACCCCAUCCAGCAUCGCCGGCAGCUUCGGCGGCGCCAUCAACAUGACCGCCAGCAGCAUCCCGCCCGCCUGGAACACGCAGCCGCCCGCGGGCCGCUCGGCCACCGUCACGCUGCAGCAGCUCAGCGGCUUCAGCAUGCGCAACCUCAGCGUCCACGGCACCAGCGGCGGCUCGCUGCUCAACGUCUACUUCAAGCUAGUGGUGGACGGCCGCGUGGUGUACGAGAGCGAGGUGGCGCGCAACACGCUGAACCCCGUGUGGGUGCCCUUCCAGUCCGAGGACGACGACGAGGACGGCGGACUUGCGGGCGUCGAGACGCUGCUCAGCGGCGGCACCAGGUUCGACAUCGUCGUGGUGCGCGUGCACGACCGGAAGACGGCCAAGCGGCCGCGCCGCAAGUCGCGCUCCAUGAGCGACCGCCUGUCGUUCGGAGACGACGCGCCCAUCAACAACUCGCGGUGCUUCGCCGACGCCAAAAACAGUUUCGACGAGGCCGAUGACUCCGGGGCCAAUGACGCCAUGACGGACACCGAAACGCCGAGCCACGCGAGCAGCUCGAACGGGAGCGCGGCGAACGACGUGUUUGAAGAGGACAUUCUGAGCCUCAGCUUCGGCGUGCGGGAGCUUGAGCCGCUGCCCGUAGCGCUGACGGACCUCUCGAACCUGCCGCUGAACACUUGUCUGUUUGAGUUUUCGGGCCACAUUUACGUGCAUCGCAUGGUACUGGAGCUUCUGGCUGAAAGUGGGGUUAUUGCGCCGAAACACUCGAGGAGGAAAGGCUCGGUCAUCCCCCUCAAGGACUACAGCUUGCACGAAGGCGUGGACGCGCUGGAAAAGAUUUUGACGACAAGACAAAAGAUCGCGGAGUUGACGAAGACGAACGCCGAGAUGAAGGAGCGGAUCCGCAACAAACUGCUGCACUCGCAGCAACGCAUCGCCAGAGAACAACAGCGGGCGGCACUGGAGGAGCGCGUUCGCCUCGCGCGAGCACAAGUAGCAGACGAACGACACACGCUGGAGCGGCUACGGAACGUUAUGCAGGACGAGCGCAGAACAUUUGAGACGGACAUCCACAUCCCGAAGGCGCUGCUGAGUACCAUGCAGAUGAGCGUGCGCUACAAGGAAGAGCGCCAGAAUAUCCUCGAUCGCCGGUGCGAGGUCCUGCGAGCUGCCCACAAGAUCCGAUCUCGACAGGCCGUGCUCGUAAGGCAGCUCGGCACCGUGUACCCCAUCGAGUACGUAGGUGCCGGAGAGUACAGCAUCCGCGGCAUUCGCAUCGCCAACUCGGACCUCACAGGAGGCGGCAGGACCGACGAAGAGAUGAUCUCCACGGCUCUGGGCUAUAUUGCCCACCUGGUAUUCAUGCUGAGCAAGUAUCUCCAGGUGAACCUCCGCUACCGCGUGGUGCCGUACUCGUCGCGGUCAUUCCUCAAGGACGAGAUCAACGACCCUCAAGGCGAGUACCCUCUGUACAAGAAGGGCGCCGAUAAAGACCGCCACGAGAAAGCCAUCCGCUUUCUUCGCAGGAACGUGCAGCAGCUUCUGUUCUCACGUAGCUUGGACCCAACACAAGAUUCACCCAUUCUGGCCCAACUAAAGUCGCUCGCAGAUUCGGAGAGCGCGUGGCUUGCAAAUGAUCGCACAUUGAGCAACAACACGAGCAGUGUCAACGGCGCCGAGGCGAGCGCCAUCGUGCCCAGAUAGGCUAUUUACAAGAAGAAAAGAGUGCUGAGCAGAGAAGAAUGUCCAAACGCCGGGGGAUCGGCAAAUUGACCACUUGAAGAAUAGUGGGCGUAAUACUAGUUAGACGCUUUUUCCAUUGC
This is a messenger RNA of Phytophthora sojae, 1955 nucleotides long. RefSeq lists its product as hypothetical. Bases 127 to 1836 code for a protein of 569 amino acids. NCBI's taxonomy places the organism in Eukaryota, Oomycota, Peronosporomycetes, Peronosporales, Peronosporaceae. The transcript has 3 exons. Gene Ontology annotation, cellular component: endosome; lytic vacuole. Gene Ontology annotation, biological process: SNARE complex assembly. The record is from RefSeq and is a predicted model, not a curated record. Gene Ontology annotation, molecular function: SNARE binding.